Molecule: messenger RNA, 2259 nt
Organism: Cucumis melo (muskmelon)
Lineage: Eukaryota; Viridiplantae; Streptophyta; Magnoliopsida; Cucurbitales; Cucurbitaceae
Product: RNA pseudouridine synthase 6, chloroplastic
Exons: 9
Coding region: 63-1505 (480 amino acids)
Biological process (GO): pseudouridine synthesis
Molecular function (GO): pseudouridine synthase activity; RNA binding
Source: RefSeq, a predicted model, not a curated record
CUAUAAGCCUAUGGCAUCAUUUGGGUGUCAUCAGUCCAUCCCAGCUCCAAAGACUCCAAAGGAUGCUGGCUUCCAUGAAUAUAGCUCUGGUGGCCACCCAUGGUUGCCGUGGCCUCGGUAGUACAUCACUAUCCCUGCUGCGCACACUGGCAAGAACUCGUGCUAGUCCCAAUGCUGCCAGUUGCUGCGAUUACUUUGCUCCUCGGCGUUCUUUUAGUUCGAUUAGCAGCGCAUUCCCUUGUAAAUCCUCAAUAACAGAUGUUACAGUCACAAAAACUGCAACUGAUUCUGCAGAAAAUGGGUAUCCUCAAUAUCAUCGUUUGCUUCCAUGCCCCUCAUUUAGUAAACUUCCACGAGUUGAACAUAUGGUCGUUGUGGAAGCAGGACCUGUUAUGGAAUACAUCUGUAAAUCAUUGGACCUUCCUCCUCUGUAUGUUGCAGACCUUAUUCAUUUUGGUGCAGUAUAUUAUGCCCUAGUAUGCCCACAGCCUCCUAAAACUGCAACUCCCGAGCAAAUUAGACUAUUCAAAAAAUUUACAGAACCAUCAUUCUUGAAAGGGCGAAAAUCCAUCAAAGGGAAAACUGUGAGAGAGGCACAGAAGACUUUCCGGAUAACUCAUGUUGAUGAGUUUGUGGAAGUUGGAACGUACUUGCGUGUUCACGUGCAUCCCAAACGCUUUCCAAGGUGCUAUGACAUUGAUUGGAAAUCAAGAAUUAUUGCUGUCACAGAAUCCUAUGUGGUUUUGGACAAACCUGCUGGUACAUCGGUUGGAGGCACUACUGACAACAUUGAAGAAAGUUGUGCAACCUUUGCAACUCGUGCUUUGGGAUUGACUUCUCCUUUGUGGACUACCCAUCAGAUCGACAACUGCACUGAAGGCUGCGUCAUUCUUGCUAGGACAAAAGAAUAUUGCUCCAUCUUCCAUCGUAAAAUCAGAGAGAAAAGGGUUAUGAAGCAUUAUCUUGCGCUUUCUGCUGCUCCCGUCCCAAUGGGAAUAAUAACACACUACAUGCGGCCAAUUAAUAUAGCUCCCAGACUUGUUUCAAAAGAUUGUAUUGAUGGAUGGAUCCUUUGUCAGCUAGAGGUGUUGGAAUGCAGAGAGGUUUCAUGGCCGGAUGUUGAUAUUGAAGCAAAAUACUGCUUUGAAGAUGGUGGAUGGCCCUCCAAAAAGAAAGCUUAUGAAUGUAAAAUAAACCUCUUGACUGGUCGGACACAUCAGAUUCGAGCACAGCUGGCUGAUUGUGGAGCACCGUUGGUUGGUGAUUCCAUGUAUAUGCCUGCUGUGGUUGCAGAGAUGGGUAGUCCUGGGUUGAAUCCAUUUGGAAAAUGUAAGAAAGAGUAUACCAGUGAAGAAGAUAAAGAAACUGCAGUGGCAGAGUGGAUUGCUCUUCAUGGAAAAGAACCAGCCGUUGCUAUUGGACUGCAGGCUUAUGAGAUUUCAUGGGAUUCGAGGGAGCACAUUUACAAUGCUGGUACUCCAUGGUGGAGGCAGGAACAAUUGUAGCUCGAUGUUGACUCCAAACCAUCAUUUUGCAUUAGCCAACAUUCUCCAAAUCUAUAAGGUUAUUUCAACUGCCCACUACACACACGGAAAAGAGUUGAGAAAUAUGCUCUUUAUUUUGUUUUGCUCUAAAAUCAAGUCUUUUGUUUACAAAGAUACCAAAACCAUCUACAUCUAUAACCAGCUUAGAAAGUUAAUAACCGAAGCUAACAGCAUUCAACUAUUAAAUCAGUCGUGUACAAGCAAUUACAUUGACAAUUCUCAUAUAAUAUAGGGGCGCUGCUUGCUUAGAUCACUUUCUUGGACAUUGAACUGACGUUGUUGCUCAUCAAAAUUUGAGCAAUGAAAUUUUUGUACCAAAAGGUUGAUAGCUUGGGUGUUCUCUUCAGAGUUGUAUAGUCUACAUGGCAAAGCCCAAACCUUUCAGUAUAUCCAUUCAUCCAUUCAAAGUUAUCCAGCAAAGACCAGGCAAAGUACCCUCUCACAUCUGCUCCUUCUCUGAACAUGCAUCACAUCAUAUACAAUCAAGACAAGCUUCAACACAAUCACCACUGCAUAAAGCGAAACUCUUGCUUUCUAUUGGACCAUUGGAUGUAUGUUAUUAGAUAAAUUCAAAAUUUUCAUUCUGUACGCCCAAUGGAUGUAAUCAAGUUUGAUGUUAAAGCAUGAAUUGGAAAGUAUAUAGUCUAGUGUUGUUCCUAAAGCAUUAUUUCUCUAUGGAGUGGAACGCUGUAAAUUUGGGUUCUUGUUUUCUUCA